Danio rerio (zebrafish) is the source of this 4781-nucleotide messenger RNA. The record is from RefSeq and is a predicted model, not a curated record. NCBI's taxonomy places the organism in Eukaryota, Metazoa, Chordata, Actinopteri, Cypriniformes, Danionidae.
UUAGUUUACGUGCAGUCUGCAUUAAUUUUUGUUGAGAGUCUGUACGACUCAGAAUUGAACCGUUCAUAUCGAGCGUCAUCACUUUUUUGUUUAUUUGUUUGUUUGUUUUUAUUUUGUUUCUCUCUUUGAUUUAUACCUUUUGUUAAAGUGUGCAUUCGUUUUUGUUGUGUGUAAUUUUAUUUCUGCAAAUACACCAGGAUGGAACUUAAUUCUCUUCUCCUACUUCUUGAGGCAGCAGAGUAUUUGGAAAGAAGAGACAGAGAAGCUGAACACGGUUACGCAUCUGUUUUGCCGUACGAUAGUGACUUUUCCAGAAAGAAAACUAAAUCACCCAUUUCAAGAAAACCCCACAACAACAGGUCAUCACACAAUGAGCUGGAAAAACACAGACGUGCCAAACUGCGAUUGUACCUGGAGCAGUUGAAACAGCUUGUGCCUUUGGGUCCUGAUAGCACCCGUCACACCACACUGAGCCUGCUCAAACGUGCCAAAAUGCACAUCAAGAUGAACACAGGUCUCAGGGUUUUAGAACAACGUGAGGAAGCUAGAGGAACAGGACAGGAAGGCUCUAAACAUGAAGGAGCAACUGCAGAGAGAACAUCGCUACCUCAAACGGCGUCUGGAGCAGCUGUCUGUUCAGGGCUUAGAGCGCAUUCGCACUGACAGCAUGGGCUCCACCAUCUCCACUGACUCUGAGCAAGAAGUGGACGUUGACAUAGAGGGGAUGGAGUUCAUGCCAGGUGAAGGUGAUAGUGUGGACAGUAUUAGCGAUGGCGAGGACCACUACAGCCUGCAGAGCAGUUCCAGCGAUGGAGGCCACCAUUCGCAUUCUCACAGAUUACAAGCUCACAUCUGCUAGGCUGCAACAGUGUAUCACCUCCAACUUACCCAUCAGCCACUCCCAGCUGGCAGGAAGCACCUGGUUGAUUUCCACUCUUCUGAAAACCCUGUCCGCUUUAUAUCGGAACCCUUUCCCCCACAACACCCCCUGCUCCAACCCCACAAAUGCACACAGGCAAGCAAUAUGUGGUUUAAAUAAGUACGUGUGUGGUAACGCAGUUUUAUCUUGUCUGUUCUGCUGUGUGAGUGUGAGAUUCUAUGGCUCUGUUUUAAAACCAUAGUAACUGCUUUUACUGUCUAGUAUCUAAACAGGUAGUCCUAUCAUCAAAGGCAGAAUCUGUACUGACCUUAUAUGUGAUUAAAAGACACUCUAAAGUUGCUUAUAUGCAUCACACAAAUAGCGCCCUUCAUGAACCAGUGACUUCAUGAAAUGUGUCGUCACUUUAUUGAAAUUUUGGCAAAAGAUUUCGAUUUGUGUAGUGCAUUUUAGCUGCAUUUACACUAAAACAAAAUCAGAAAGAACAGUUCAUUGUGACACAAAUUGUUAUGCUUGAGUAAACAAAAAACUGCCUCCAUUCUGAGCCACUUUCAAAAUUGAUUUUAGAUAGAAAUAAAAAAAAGUAAAGGCACAAUUCAUCCAAAAUUUACUCACCCACAAGUGGUUUUAAACAAGAGAAGAUAUUUUGACGAAUGUUAGAAACUGGAACCACUGACUCCAUAGGACGAAAAACAAAUGCUGUGUAUGUCAAUGUUUACCAGUUUCCAACAUAUUUUGUGUUGAACAUAAAAAGAAACUCAAAAAGGUUUCUGACAAGUAAAUGGUGAGUAAAUCUUGACUGGUUUUUGGGUGAACUGUCCCUUUAUGAUUCACUAGUUGGUUCCUUAUUUGUGAACGUAAAGAGAAAGUCCUUAUUGGUUGAAAGUUGCGACAGCAGCAAAAACACAAAAAUGACGCUAUCCAAAAUGCAUUAGUGUUUUAGUCUUUAUGUUAAACCUUGAGUAGUAAAUGAUGUAGCAAUAAACAUAGAAAGCAAUGGCUUUCUUAUGCAGUGAAAUGAUUCUGGACCAAACCUUCAAGACAUGAAAAGCUUACUAAUUCCGUUCGUCUUUUCACCUGAUUUGUUUAGAUUGUAUGCACUCAAACUGACAAGUCAAAAUUUGUAAGACUGUAAGUUUUAGGGGGUGGGCAAAACUCUUUGUUGAGUUGUUGGUACUAUCAGAAAAUGACAAUAAUGCUUAUAGUUCCACGUCUUUCCCCUUAACUUAAUUGCUUACGUAUGUUUUGAAGCCUUUGUUCCUCAGCAGUAUAUAUGCAGUGCAGUGUGCAAUAUUCAGAAUAUAAAAGAAAGGUCUUUGUGCUGGGAAUUCCAAAUCUUCACAGACAGCCCCAGUUAUCAAAGCAGGUCAGACCAAAAUAAAUUAGGAAACAAAUAAGUAUGUAAAAGACAAAUGUACGUUUGAGAAAAGAAAAAGGUAUAUUCAUCACUGAAAGUGAUUUAAACAAGCGUAGUUUAUAUUUUCUGUAGUAGCUUUUGUAUUAUAUUUUCCUAAAUAGUCCUUCAUUAAAAGACAAAUAGAGGAGUAUAUGAAUAUAAAUAUAAAUAUAUAAAUAAAAUAUAUGAAAAUGACAGAACAUAAGGCCGGGGCUAAUGUUUGGGAGAACUUUUUCCCAUAUCUCCAACUGUCAUGCUGUGCCUUGCCUUGUUGUAUCCCCAUUUUCUUCCAAUCUCCUUCUCACAUCCACAACCAGCCAGCUUCCAUCCUCACAAUACACUCUUUCUUGUCCUUUUGGCCUUUUGCACAUAGUGACGAAAAACAAGGCUUUGUCUCCUCAACCUCCAUCUUACGGACCUCCAAAAAUAUGCUUUCAAUUUUGCGAAGCAACAUCAUCCGCAUCUGCGACACUGGUCGUCUUCACUCGUGGCAGCUCGUCUCUCCCCAUUGAAAAGCUAUCUAACCAACUCUGCUCUUGUGGCUCUUUUCAUUGGGUUUUUUUUUUUUGUUGUUGAAUUUUUUAAAUAGCUGUCUGUUUUUAUUGUCCUUAUGUUUAAGAUGUGUUAUGUAUUUCAAACAAUGAAGUGGAAGACCUUGGGAGAAGAGCAUUGGAAUCAAUCAUUAAUGGCAGCUCUAGACUUCUCCACCCUCUCUCAAUGGUAAUUCCUGACGUAGUAUUAAAGUCUGCUCAAAGGUAUGAUCACUUUAGCGUUACUGCUGCGCAAAUAUCUUGAGCAAAAAAUGUCAAUAACGUAGAGCUGUGGGUCAAAGACAAAGAUUUACAAAGAAAUUUAUUCAUAUAGAACCCACUGUAAGUGAUAAAGUGUCUGAUUUAGUGUUUACAUUUUUUUUUGUGCAAAAUGUCCGACAAUAUUUGGUAGACAAGACUGAAUCACAUAUAGUUAAUGUAUUCUGUAAAUCAAGGUAAAAAUCUGUGACUGUUGACCUGCUUGAAAAUUAACUAAGAAGUGAAACUCAAAUUGUGUGGAUUAGCAUGGCUUGAUUUUGCUCAUGACAUUUCGCCCAGUUACUGUAAAUGUGACCAAACUUUAAGCAGAUCAUAGUAUUCGAUCCUCUACCCAUAAGAGCAAUGAUACAGCAAUAUGAUUCUUCAAUUUGUAAAGCAGUGAGGACUUGAGUGUAAUGGUAAACAGCACUGUCUCAAUACUAUGGUGCAUAUUGUGACCAACUCAUAAGAUUUUUAUUUUUAUUUUAGUUUUUACUAUUUUAUUUCUCCAUUUUUUUCAACACUGAAAGGAGAAAAAAAGUUUUUUUAUUUUUGUUUUUUUAAAAGCUACAUUUUUAUGAAGAGUUUACAUUGUAUGUCAUGGUAUGCCUGACUGUUGUAGCAGAAUCUGCUUUUUCAAUUUGUUGUUCAAGUGACUCAUUCAAUCAAAAAAAAAAAAAAGCUCUUGCACAGAACCUCCCAUUACCAUGCUUUGAGUGAGAGUUCAGAGAAUUGGGGAUGAGAAUAUGAACAUAUAUGUUUGCAUGUCUAAGAGAUUAUAACUUUUAAUUGGCAUUAUAGACGAAGUCACAUGUGAAAUUAGAGCAAUGUCAAUUUCCAGUGUGGUGAAAGAAAUACUUUAUGACAGAGACAGGGUUAUUCAGUGGCUGCAGGGUUUUUUAGAAGCUUUAAAAACACUACAGUGUGUAUGUCAGCAGACAGCCACGUAUAUAAUUACACGGAAAGUGCCAGGUGUCCGGGGAUCUAAAAUAUCUGUUCCAUCACUCAGACAAAAAAACAAAACAAAAAAAGUGGUGGUGCUGUGUUUUUUGGCCUGGCGAAUUGAGCAUAUAAUUGAGAAUUCAUAGGAGGAAAGCUAAAUCUGAGAAUCAUUUGAUCAAGAAACACAAUAAUAGCUCUAAAAAAUCCCUUUUACCUUUUUUAAUGUGUAUAAAAGCAGUAGACGAAAGAAAGAACUUCCAUGAAAAGAUUCCUGCCAUCUAGAUUCUAUUAGAUAUAGACUUUUAUUUUUCUAACCCCUCCCUAUUUUGGGAGGCAUCAGAUGUAAUAUCAGAUUUCUAUCUUUGUAUGACUAUAGAUUUGUGACCCAUAUUUUCUGCUCAAUUUUUCUUUCCUUGGUUGUUUUGUUUAGUGUUGAUGGAGCAGUUUGUUGACAGGUCAGCAUGUUUGGCGUACUGUAUCUCACAGAGCGCUUGCUUUUUAGCAUGAGAAAAACUUGUGUAAGACUGCAAAGGGAGAGUUCUGUGCCAGAGACCUGUGAACAGAUUUCCUAUAAAACAAGUGAUAUGCAUUCAGAUGUUGUAUAAUAGUGUAAAGGUGUUUUUUUUUCUUUGUGUGCGUGUGUGUGUGUGUGUGUGUGUGUCUGUGUGUGUGUACAUACACAUAUUUACCUGGUGCUGGCUAUGUUUGAGCCCACACUCUAUGGUAUUAUGUAUUCUUGUAUUGUAAUAUAAAUAAUUAAAAUGUUUUAUACACGCUG